UUCAUUCACAAGCUGCAAGUAGCUCGAUACCCAGUGACUGUGCCACCUCCUGUUGCUGUAUCCGCUCCUGUUCUCCACUCGCUGUCGUCCCUUGACAAUGGCUCACAACAGUCUGACUGUGGCUCUGCUGGCGCUGGCCUGUUGCCUCUGCUGGUCUCUGGUGGAGGCUUCGCCCGACGAGGAGCGCUAUGUGGAAAAGGAGUACAAUCGCGAUCUCUAUGACUGGAUUAACAAUGUCGCACGCUAUGGACGCGUCCAAAUGCCGGCCACACUCUGCAAGUACCCAAACUAUCUGGCCAACUCGCUGACCAACACCAUGCGCAUGCCCAAAAGGAAUUCCGAGCUGAUCAACUCGCUGCUCAGCUUGCCCAAAAAUAUGAACGAAGCGGGCAAGUAGAUGGAUGGAUAGCAAGCCAUUUGCAACUCGUACGAUAAUAAUGAUAUAGAUACGAUAUAUGAUAUAUGAUAUAUGAUAUAUAUAUAGAGAAGAAAGACGGUAUAUUGCUAAGUAUAAAAGUCGCUUUAGAAUUUCCCAAACAAUAUAAAUAUACAAUGAAAAAAAAAAAAUGCAAAGA
Molecule: messenger RNA, 575 nt
Organism: Drosophila navojoa
Lineage: Eukaryota; Metazoa; Arthropoda; Insecta; Diptera; Drosophilidae
Gene: Pdf
Product: Pigment-dispersing factor
Biological process (GO): response to light stimulus
Cellular component (GO): extracellular region
Molecular function (GO): hormone activity
Source: RefSeq, a predicted model, not a curated record